ACUGGGACCUACGGCUCUGCUACAACUGGCAGAGAAGAAAGAACCUUUACCCAGUAUUAAAAGACCAAUGUACACACAAGCUAUGGUAGGCACAAUAGUGGUAUUUAGUGGAUUUCGAGCUAGAGAGGAUGAACUGCGCAAGUUAGCUAAUAUGAUUCUUAAUAUGGGAGGUAGCAUCCGAAAGGAGAUGGGUAUUAAAGUGACGCAUCUUAUUGCAAAUCACUGCAGUGGAGAAAAAUACAGAUACGCUGACACAUUUGGAUUGCCUAUCAUGUCGAUAGAAUGGGUGAUAGCAUUGUGGAAUGCCAAAGACGAUAUCUCCACAUAUGCGAACAAUGAGGAAUUGAUAGCAACUUAUAAACUAAAGCCAUUUUAUGGGGCAAAAGUAUGUUUUUCUGGUUUUCCCGAAGAAGAGAAGAAACAUAUGUGUGAGGUUCUGGAGCAACAGGGCGGCGAACCUACUGAGAUUGAUGAUCCGAAUUGCACUCAUGUCGUCGUUGAUGAGUCCAAUGUAAAUGUAUUACCAAAUUUAGUGUCAGUAUCUGCAUUCAUAGUAAAAACCGGAUGGUUUUGGACAUCUGUACAGAAUGAGGCAGCCGCUGAUGAAAAGGAGUAUCUAUUUGAACAUUAUCUAGAAAAAGUUCUGUCCCCUACUGCGACGGGUAGACGAGACAGUCAACAGAUUAUAUCACAGAAUGUAACAUUGUCAAAGCACCCCUGUUGGUUAGGUGGUCCAUUAUCUAAUUUGUUACAAAAUGGAGCAGAUUCACCAGCCAGUGUCAGUGGAAGCUUUCUGGACUGUACAGCAAGUCCGGAUAAACAAUUGCUAGACGAGGUAGAAUCUGUUGCUAUAGAACAUUUACCGAUAGUUAAAGAAAACUUGUCGCAACGUCAUAAAGUCUUUCUUGAAUUGGUAGAGACUGAGGCCAAUUACGUAGGUAUCCUUAAUACAAUUAUGACGUUAUUCAAAUUGCCAUUGGAAAAUCUCAUAGGUAAAAGUGGGAAAAUUAUAUUUGGUAAUUUCCCACCUAUUUAUGACGUUCAUAAACAGUUGUUAGAGGCAUUGCAUUGUAGUGCCGCUCAUUGGACAGAGGAUAUUAGCAUUGGCGAAAUAUUUCUAAAGUUUGAACCAGAUUUGGUUAAAGCAUAUCCUCCAUAUGUAAACUUCUUUGAAAAUACAAAACAAAUGUUGGAAGAGUGUGAUCAAAAUAAGCCACGAUUUCAUGCCUUUUUAAAAAAUUGCCAGACAAUACCGGAAUGCGGUAGACAAAGCUUAAAGGAACUCUUGAUUAAACCAAUACAAAGGUUACCCAGUAUUAGUUUAUUAUUAAGCGAUAUUCUUAAGCAUACGGACAAAAGUAAUCCAGAUUAUAGUGCAUUGGAAGCUUCUAUUAGCUGUAUUAAGAAAGUGAUGACGUACAUAAAUGAGGACAAAAGGAAAACGGAGCGCCAAUUAGCAAUGUUCGAUAUCUUUAAUGAGAUUGACAAUUGUCCACCGCAUUUAGUUUCCUCGCAUAGGUCAUUUAUCAGUAAAUGUGAUGUAAUGGAAGUUACGGAAGGUCUUAGUGGACGAGGUGAUCAUUUAGUAUUGUUCCUGUUUACCGAUACUCUCGAAAUAUGCAAGAAAAGAUCGAAAGCUUUCAACUCGUUAAAGAGUCCUAAUACUAUAAAUGGCUUGCAAUCAAUUAAACUUAGCCAAGGAAAGCCAUAUAAGCAUAUCAAAAUGUUGUCCCUAAGUACUAUAAGAAAAGUUGUGGAUAUACGAGAAACUGACGAAUGUCACAAAGUGUUUGCACUCGUGGUACGAGGGACUCAGGAAUUGAAGGAAAAAUUCUUUUCGUUUAUAAUUACUGAUGAAGAAGUAAACAAAACGAAUUACCUACAGACCUUAUGCAGACAGAUGGCUCUUGCUGUCCGUGUAGCUGACGCUGAUACGUUACUCAUUAGAUAUGAUUCGCAUCAGCUUGAAGUUGGUACUAGCGAUGUAGCAUCAGGAACAUUAAAGAAAACAAUUAAGAGCCUAUUUCAUAAUUUUUACCUGGAGUAUAUGGACCCGUUUGCAUCUCGUACAAGAGCCAGAGUCGGUCGAGCGUUUAGUUUCAAUAAAACGCCAAGCAAACUAAAUAGAGCGAUGUCUACAAUUAUGUCCCCGUUUGGAGUAACACAAAAUCUUCCUCCAACAAACCAACAAAUAGCUCAGAUGCGGCUAGGUAGUUGCAACAAUAUCAGCGAGCUGGAUAAUGGUGGUUCAAGUUCUCCAAAUAGAGAGGAUGUUUUAGUUGCACCCAUGUCGGAUCAACCGACUCGAAAGGCCCUCAGUAUGGCUUCGCUGCGAAGGUUGUAAUUAAUAUGCAAGAAGUCAUACUUUCUUUUGCUACAGUCGUUUAGUAUUCUAAACAAAGAGACGUGCAUUUUUAACAAACCACUGUGGUAUGUUAAACUAAUAUAUAUCGUCUAUAAAUUAAGACAUUAGUUAUAUUUAAUGGAAAAGGCCCGAAGACGUGCUGUAACAUUUUUACCCAUCACAAUUUUCUCUGUUUCACAAAUAAUUGUAAUUACUUCAUUUCUCAUUAUUACUAUUUUUAUAAUAGAAUUCAGUACAAUUUCCUGAAUACCGCCUUAUCCGCGAAUACGUCAUUAUAAAAAUGAUAUUACUGUUAUUAAUGCCAAUAAUGUCUAAUUAUUAUUGUUAUAUUACUAUUAUUAACAUCAUUUAUUUAUUUUAUGUAUUAUUUCUUGUAAUUAUUGUAUAUGCCUUCUUAGCUUCUGCACUUAUUCGCCUAAGAUACGAUAAAGAACUAUCAUCUUUUUAUAUAAAUACAGUUCGUUCUUCGCGUCGAGUCAAUUGAAUUGUUUUUGAGAGGAGAUAUAUCGUCAAAUCAAAUUACAUUGAUUCGGAGAUAUUUUUUCGAAUUUUCUAAUCAUUAUUUUAAUGACAAAUAAAGCCAGACUUAUACUAAUAGACACUGCAGGCAUGUGCAAAAACUUUUCUUAAUAAAUAUAUCGAUAAUUUGUAAAAAAAAAUAGCAUUAAAUGUCUCAUUAAUUAAUGUAUCCCAUUGUAUUCACAAUCUCAGUGUCAAGAAAAAGUAUUUGUUUAAAAAUGGGUAGACAAGUAUAGCCGAUAUUUAAUCACAGUAUGAAUCCAGAUAAUGAAUAUGUCCUCCAACUAAUAACAAUAAUUUUUAUAUUUUUUACAUAAAAAUGUUCUGCAAUUUUAACAUUUUAUUUACUAUUUUUUUCAUUUCUGUUUUUCUACUCAUUAGAAUUUGUUCAACGGGAAUCAUACACACACAAAGGAGGUCUGAUCUUUGAGCUAUAAAAAAAAAUUUACGUGCGGCUUUAUCUGUCUUUAAUCGUUCUUUUAUCAACGAAGAUACUUAUGUGCUGUAGAUUUUUUAAUAAGGAUUUAAAAAUAUAUUUCGUAUUUUGUGCAAAAAUUAAAUUUUAAAAUG
Messenger RNA from Acromyrmex echinatior (Panamanian leafcutter ant), 3454 nucleotides. It is a transcript of the gene pbl, whose product is annotated as epithelial cell transforming 2 pebble. The record is from RefSeq and is a predicted model, not a curated record. NCBI's taxonomy places the organism in Eukaryota, Metazoa, Arthropoda, Insecta, Hymenoptera, Formicidae. Gene Ontology annotation, cellular component: cell cortex; nucleus. Gene Ontology annotation, biological process: activation of GTPase activity; mitotic cytokinesis; nervous system development. Gene Ontology annotation, molecular function: GTPase activator activity; guanyl-nucleotide exchange factor activity.